Messenger RNA from Zonotrichia leucophrys gambelii, 1383 nucleotides. It is a transcript of the gene MC2R, whose product is annotated as melanocortin 2 receptor. The transcript is spliced from 2 exons. Gene Ontology annotation, molecular function: corticotropin receptor activity. The record is from RefSeq and is a predicted model, not a curated record. Lineage: Eukaryota; Metazoa; Chordata; Aves; Passeriformes; Passerellidae. Gene Ontology annotation, biological process: adenylate cyclase-activating G protein-coupled receptor signaling pathway; regulation of metabolic process. Gene Ontology annotation, cellular component: plasma membrane; cytoplasm. Bases 246 to 1217 code for a protein of 323 amino acids.
CAGCCAGAGGCCACACAUCCCUCAGAGACUUUCUAGCUGGUCAUCAAUGAGUGGUCUUCUGAGUCUGGACUGGGAAUUAUCUGAGGAGGGCUACACCUGCCAGGAGAAAUUCCAGACAUUUCAGUUAAGUCUUAAAAUUGCUCCAGAUGAAGGACAGAGCCUUCAUCAAAAGAAGAAUGGUCUGAUUGACAGGUCAGCCUCACAAUAAAGCCAAAGCUGAAAAAGAAGCAACCUAGACUCUUUCCAUGACCAGAAGAAUGAACACUGAGAGACCUUCCAACUUAAUCAAACACCCAGGGCAGACAAGCAUUCCAUCCCUUGAAAACAUAAGCAAUUUUUCAUUAAAUAUCACUGACUGCACCCAGGUUGUGGUGCCAGAGGAAGUCUUUUUCACUGUUGCUGCCGCUGGGAUACUGGAAAAUCUACUUAUCCUCAUUGCUGUUGUGAGAAAUAAGAAUUUACACUUGCCCAUGUACUUCUUCAUUUGCAGUUUAGCCAUUUCAGACAUGUUAGGUAGCUUGUACAAAACUCUGGAGAACAUCUUUAUCAUCUUGUGCAAAAUGGGAUACCUGACACGUCACGGAGACUUUGAGAAAAAACUGGAUGAUGCCAUGGACUCCAUGUUCAUUCUGUCUCUGCUGGGGUCUAUUUUCAGCCUGCUGGCCAUAGCAGCAGACAGGUACAUCACUAUCUUCUACGCUCUGCGGUACCACAAUAUCAUGACACUGAGGAGGGCCUUGGUUAUCCUGGCCAUCAUCUGGGCGUUCUGUGCCGGCAGCAGCAUUGCCAUCGCCCUCUUCUCCUAUGAAGCAGCGACGGUCAUUCCCUUCACCAUCCUCUUCCCUUUGAUGAUGUUUUUCAUACUCUGCCUCUACAUCCACAUGUUCCUCCUGGCUCGAUCUCACGCCAAAAAUAUCGCCUCACUGCCCAGCAGCACCGUCCAUCACAGAACUAACAUGAAAGGCGCCAUCACGCUGACUAUUUUCCUUGGAGUUUUCCUUUGCUGUUGGGCCCCCUUUGUUCUUCACAUCCUCUUAGCAAGGUUUUGCCCACACAACCCUUACUGUGCCUGCUACAUGUCCAUUUUCCAUGUGAAUGGGACACUCAUCAUGUGCAAUGCCAUCAUCAACCCUAUGAUUUUUGCAUUCCGAAGCCCAGAGUUGCGGAGUACAUUUAAGAAGAUGUUCUAUUGUCCCAGGUCAAGCUGCAACUGGUGAACACUUCAUCAAAAAUGAAAAUUAUAGAAGCAUUUAUGGGGUGCUGUGCAACAUCAGUGUGAAGAGUUAAAAAUACCAACAAUUACACCCAAAGUAAUGCUAUGCUUGUAGUAUACUGCCAGAGAUUUUUCAGUUAACAAAUAAUGAAUAAAAAAUAAGUAAGCAC